This is a messenger RNA of Esox lucius (northern pike), 1880 nucleotides long. Its product is annotated as E3 ubiquitin-protein ligase rnf146. Gene Ontology annotation, cellular component: cytoplasm; nucleus. The transcript has 3 exons. Gene Ontology annotation, molecular function: zinc ion binding; ubiquitin protein ligase activity; poly-ADP-D-ribose binding. Lineage: Eukaryota; Metazoa; Chordata; Actinopteri; Esociformes; Esocidae. The record is from RefSeq and is a predicted model, not a curated record. The coding region runs from base 175 to 1242 and encodes 355 amino acids. Gene Ontology annotation, biological process: Wnt signaling pathway; ubiquitin-dependent protein catabolic process.
UACGUACAAGAACAUAAAUUUGUCAUACGUCAAAACACUAAGUACGUAGAUAGCCAGACUCCGCAGAUUUUUGUGAAGGAGGAAAACAGAAGGUGAGACCACCAUUUGAAGAACCACCAGAAAUCCUAAUGGUACAGCAGGAACAUUAGCAGAUAUUACAACUACUUCCUGAGGAUGGCUAGCUGUGGCGAGGUUGACCACUCUGUGAGCUCGCUCCCAUCCAGUAAGAAAGGGAGUGGUGACUCUGCCUGUUCCGGUUCCAGUGGCUCAUCACCUGUGCUUCCCGUGCCAGAGUGUGCCAUCUGCCUCCAGACCUGUGUCCACCCCGUCCAGCUGCCCUGUCGCCACGUCUUCUGUUUCCUGUGCGUGAAGGGGGCGUCCUGGCAGAGCAAACGCUGUGCUCUGUGUAGACAGGAGGUACCAGAGGACUUCCUGGAGCACCCCACCCUGCUGUCCCCCGAGGAGCUGAAGGCCGGAGGGCGGGGAGCCACGGGGGACCAUGCCUGGUACUAUGAGGGGAGGAAUGGCUGGUGGCAGUACGACGAGCGGACCAGCCGUGAGCUGGAGGACGCCUUCUCCAAGGGCAAAAAAACAGCGGAGAUGCUGAUCGCUGGGUUUCUGUACGUCGCUGACCUGGAGAACAUGGUGCAGUACCGGCGCAAUGAGCAUGGCCGCCGCCGCAAAAUCAAACGGGACGUUGUGGACAUCCCCAAGAAGGGGGUGGCUGGCCUUCGUCUGGACGCUGAGGGCGGGGCCCAAGGAGCGGGCGGGGCGGGUAGAGAGAACCCUGCAGACGGGGCAGAUACGUUAGCAGCUUUAGGGCGCCAGGCGACCGCAGCGCUUGCUACCUCUACAGGCCUCCCGACUCCUGCCAGACCUCCAACCUCCCUGGGGGGCCUGCUCAGCAGCCUCAGCAGCCCCUCUCUGGAGGGUGCCCUGGCCCAGCUUCACAUUAACCCCACAGACAACCCAGAGAGGGCUGAGGUCGGGGAGGGGGAGGAGGGAGAGGAGGAGGCUACUGCCACGCCGUCUAGGUCUUCUGGUCCUAACACCUCUGUUUCUGGUGACUGGAGCGACGAGGAAGAGGAGGAGGAGGGAGAUGGGGAAGCAGUGGAGCCCCGGGAGCAGAGACUGCGUUUGGUGGAGAGCCUGGAGGACAUGUCCCCGCCUGGGGCUGAGGCAUCCAGCAGCAGUGUGAGGUCGAGAAGGCCUGACGGCCAGUGUACAGUGACUGAAGUGUAAGAUCAAUUCAUAAUGGACCUCUGCACUGGAGCUAAUAUUUUCAGCUAACGUAACACUCCAAAAUAUUUUCAUGAAUAGCAAAAUACAAGGCAAGGGGGCGCUACCAUAUUUCAAACAAAAUCACCUCUGAUGACUAGUUCUAGUCCAAAUUUACUGGUGAUCCAUGGGCACGGUCUGUCUUCAUACAAUUUGUUAAUUGAGAACGGAAUUACUGUUGUUUUGUGUAAGUUGUUUUCGUGCCUCCAGACUGUGUGCGACGCAGCCGUGAUGAACAAUUAAGACUUGCUAUUUUCAGAGGCCUUUAACUGAAUCAGGUAGCACCUAUUAUCAACUAAUCCACAGUUUUGAUCCGAUCAGCGGUUCAGUGUUUUCCUCUUUCUGAAGUUAUAGGUGGAGCUCCAGCCAGCUUCAACAUGAUACACCAUGCUCCAUGCCCUCUUGUUGGCUGAUCGUAGGUCAAGUCAGUCGACUGAAGUAUUCCUUAUUUGUGUGUUUUAAAAGCAAAGCAUGGUUUUUGUGUUCAGUUCCUGACCAUUCAUCUAUGCUAGUCUGUUUCAUAAAAGUGCAUGUGUGAAGGGUUUGUUUCUCCAACAUUACUGGUGAAGAGGACUGAUUAGUGUUUUAGAUUAUUAUUUUUU